Molecule: messenger RNA, 909 nt
Organism: Durusdinium trenchii
Lineage: Eukaryota; Dinophyceae; Suessiales; Symbiodiniaceae
Source: the annotation of a GenBank genome assembly
AUGCUGCAGAAGAUCGGCGUGCUCACCAAAGAGGAGCUGGACACCUUGAAGAAAGCCUUGAAGGAGAUCGAGGAACUUUGGAAGAAAGGUGAUUUCAAGGUGACGCGAAGCCAAGAAGACGGUCACACGGCCAUCGAGCAGUACAUCACCGAGAAGUAUGGCGAGGUGGGCAAGAAGAUCCACACCGGACGUUCUCGGAAUGACCAGUCUAUGACGAUGAUCCGGCUCUAUUCCUUAGAACAGUUGCGCUUGAUCCGGCAGCUGGCCAGUGAUUUGGCAACAGCGGCCGAGGCUAGGGUCAGUGACUUCAAUGCCGUGGCGAUGCCAGGAUACACCCACAUGCAGCGGGCCAUGCCCACCACCGUGGGCACCUGGCUGGGGUCCUUCGCCCAGGGCUGGAGGGACUCCACCAAGAUGUUGGAUGGCGCGAUCGGCGUCUUGGACCAGAACCCCCUGGGCUCCGCUGCGGGCUUCGGCAUCAACGGUCUAGCGCUGGACCGCGCGGAGACGGCGAAGCUCUUGGGCUUUCAGACAGUGCAAAGCAACCCCAUGUAUUGUGGCCUCAGCAGAGGGAUGUUUGAGAACGUUGCUUUGCAGGCCAUGAGCCUAGCGAUGGUCUUGAGCUCUCGAUUUGCCACAGACAUGAUGAUGUUCACUCAGCAAGAGACCUUGUUCUUGGCACUGCCUGACAACUUUGUGACAGGUUCUUCCAUCAUGCCCCAGAAGAAGAACUACGACCUCUUCGAGAUCAUGCGGGCCAAUGGCAAGGUUUUUGGCUCGUUGCAAAUGCAGAUCCAGGAGACGAUCGUGGGUUUGGGCAGUGGAUAUCAUCGUGACUUGCAGUGCACCAAGAAGGCCUUUGUAGAAGCCUGCAACUUGGAAGCCAUAGCCGCUGGUCUUGAAGCCUGA